AUGGUCAAGUUCUAUCCUUUCCUCUCCCCAGACCUCAGCGAAUGGUGCAUGUCACAACCCCUCUUCUACAUCGCCUCCGCCCCACGCUACGGAGACCACAUCAACAUAUCACCAAAAGGCCUUCCCUCCACCACCUUUUCUAUCCUAGAUCCGAAUAAAGCAGCCUACAUUGAUGCCACUGGUUCUGGUGCCGAGACAAUCGCUCAUUUAUACGAAAAUGGACGAUGUACCAUCAUGUUUUGUUCAUUUGAAAAGGUACCCAGAAUCUUGAGAUUGUUCUGCAAGGGAAGAGUAGUGGAGUUUUGGGACGAAGAGUUUGGAGUUUUGACGAGGCAAAUGGAGAUGGAGGUGCCGGUGGGUGCGAGGGCGGUGAUUGUGUUGGAUAUCUUCAAGAAAGGCCUCUUGGACCGCGAGACUCUCGGACACUGGGCUGGCAAAACAGUUUCUGACAACAAAAUGGUCGACUACCGCGCCAAGAACAAUGCAUACAGUCUGGACGAUCUUCCUGGCCUAAAAGCUGGAAGAAGGACGCGAGGCGAAUGGCUUUGGGUGGGUGAUGCAAAAGCUUACUUCACAAGCCUAUGGAACCAGAUGGACGCCAUGGUGAUUGGGUUCGUUCUAGCCUUUGUGCUCAUUGAUUUAUUGCACUUGGCUGGCAUAAGGAUCAACGGAGUGCUGGCGGACUGGAGAUGA
Molecule: messenger RNA, 693 nt
Organism: Aureobasidium vineae
Lineage: Eukaryota; Fungi; Ascomycota; Dothideomycetes; Dothideales; Saccotheciaceae
Source: the annotation of a GenBank genome assembly